CAAUUGAAAUAAUUGCGGCGUUAAAAAAACAACAACAUUUUUUGUGACAAUUAGUUUUGUAUAAACUAGGAAACGUAUUUUAUUACUUAACGUAUAUUAUUGCUGACUUUUCGUUUAUAUGUAUUUUUGACUUACAGAAAAAUGUUAUAAUGGAUCCAUUAGGUUUAUUAUCUGGUAUAAUUGAUGCAGAAACAUUACCACGUUGGUCACAAACUAACCUCUCAAAAUGUCCAGAAGUACUUGAAGAACGCGAAAGUCCAUUUCCUGUUAACAUUGACAUUAAUGAUAAAAUAUGUUUAUGGGAAGGCGACAUCACAAAACUUAAUUGUGAUAUAAUUGUGAACUCGACAAAUGAAUCAUUAAAUGACAAAAAUCCAAUCAGUGAAAGAAUUUUUAAAGUUGCAGGACCCUUACUACAACAGGAGAUUAUGAUAGAAGUUCAAAAUUGUCGAACUGGUGAAGCAAAAAUGUCAAAAGGUUAUGGACUUCCCUCUAGAUAUGUUGUACAUACAGUUGGACCUCGAUAUAAUACAAAAUAUAAAACAGCAGCUGAAAGUGCUUUAUACAUGUGUUAUAGAAAUGUUCUUCAAUUAGCUUAUGAAAACAAUCUUCAUUCAAUUGGGCUUACUGUAAUAAAUUCAACACGUAGAGGUUAUCCUCCGGAAGAAGGAGCUCAUAUUGCAUUACGUACUGUCCGAAGAUAUCUUGAACAUAAUAUUGAUGCCUUUGGAGUUAUAGUUUUUGUUGUGGAGCCUAUAGAUGAGAGCACAUACAAAAGACUAAUGCCAAUGUAUUUUCCACGUGAUAAAAAAGAAGAACAAUUUGCUAUUGGUUUUUUGCCUUCAGAUAUAGGUAAUGAAGAUGGUGAGCCUUUUUUACCAGAGAGACAGAUUCGAAUUAUGGAUAAACCAUUAAAAGCUAACAAUGGAAUUGAUUUAUUGAAUUCAUUUGUGGGGCGACAUCCAUUUGCAAAAGUAGCUGCAGACCUAGACACAGGAAGGCGUGCUAAGCUUCAGGGAAGAAGUCAGGUUGAACAAGAUAUUUUGGAACAACAAAGAAAGUAUUCACAAUGGAUAAAGCGUUCCCGCACUGAAGAUUUUUCAGAAAUUUCAAAAUUGGGUUUUUUAUCCAAUCCAGGUGUAGAUCUUCAAGGACGUCCAGUGGUUGUAUUCAUCGGACGAUUCUUUCCUGCACAUGUAAUUGAUCUUAAUAAAGCUGUUUCUUAUUUUAUACAUUUCAUGGAUACAAUUGCAAGUCGAGAGUAUGUCUUUUUAUACUUCCACACACUUACUACUGAAGAUCAUCAACUUGAUAUGACUUUUUUAAAACACUUUUAUGAAAUGUUAGAUAUCAAAUAUCGCCGUAAUAUGCAUUCUUUUCAAAUUAUUCAUGGUUCAGUUUGGCUGCGUGUGUGUACUUGGUUCUUUACAAUAUUCAAUGCUGCUACAAUAAAAGAUAAAAUUAAUUUUGUUCCAGGUGUUCAAUACCUGUAUGACAUCAUAAGUCCAGAUCAAUUAGAAAUACCCCCUUUUAUCAUGGAGUUUGAUAUACAGGAAAAUGGUCCGAGUUAUUACACGCCAAAAACUAAACAUAUGUUAGUGUCACCACCGCCAUAAAACGAAAAUUUGACUUUAGUGUUACAAACCGCCAUUAUUAUAAAAUGUGUUGAAAUUAACUUUAUCUAAGAAACAUCGUAUUCAACAUUUUUUAUAAUUAACCAUUCGUAAUUUACAAAAUUAAAAAUUCUUUA
Hydra vulgaris (swiftwater hydra) is the source of this 1750-nucleotide messenger RNA. Its product is annotated as protein GDAP2 homolog. The record is from RefSeq and is a predicted model, not a curated record. Lineage: Eukaryota; Metazoa; Cnidaria; Hydrozoa; Anthoathecata; Hydridae.